Messenger RNA from Daldinia decipiens, 528 nucleotides. RefSeq names its product 60S ribosomal protein l27e. Gene Ontology annotation, molecular function: structural constituent of ribosome. NCBI's taxonomy places the organism in Eukaryota, Fungi, Ascomycota, Sordariomycetes, Xylariales, Hypoxylaceae. Gene Ontology annotation, biological process: translation. The transcript is spliced from 3 exons. Gene Ontology annotation, cellular component: cytosolic large ribosomal subunit; ribosome. The record is from RefSeq and is a predicted model, not a curated record. The coding region runs from base 1 to 528 and encodes 175 amino acids.
AUGAAGUUCCUAAAGGUUGGCCGAGUAGCCAUCAUAACCCGUGGCCGAUAUGCCGGAAAGAAGGUCGUCAUCAUCCAGCCCGUCGACAGCGGCAACAAGGCACACCCCUACGGCCACGCCCUAGUCGCAGGCAUCGAGCGCUACCCCUCCAAGAUCACCCGACGCAUGUCUAAGUCGCGACAGGACAAGCGAUCUAAGAUCAAGCCUUUCAUCAAGGCCAUCAACUACAACCACCUGAUGCCCACACGAUACACCCUCGAGCUCGAGGGCCUUAAGGGCGUCGUUUCCGGCGAGACCUUCAAGGAGGUCAGCCAGCGCGAGGACGCCAAGAAGAACGUCAAGAAGGUCCUCGAGGAGCGCUACACGAGCGGCAAGAACAGAUGGUUCUUCACGCCCCUGAGUACGCGUCCCUCUUCUUUUCUCUUUACUUACCUAUCCACGCCCACCUUAACCUCUAUAUUCAAUUCUAAUCCUUUCGUCUGCAUACUUCCGUCGUUCGGUCUUAAGGGGGUUCGGUCUGGGAUGUAA